AUGUCAGACUUAACAGAUCAAAAGCCAGGCGAGGCUGAAGCUACCACAAGAGCCUCGAAACCUGCUGCUUUCACAUGGGGCAAGAAUCAAAUCAACACAGGUUGCAUAUCACCUGUCAGAUCUUCUGAAGGCCUGCGAACACCAAAUCAUGAUACGACCAAAUACAUGAGGCAGCCUUCGUCGCCCGACAGCUCAUCACACUUGCCGCCUCGUAUACAUUCCCCCGCUUCCCAGAUAUUUGAAAGAGAUGUGCAGGAAGAUAUAGUGUCAGCACAAGCGUCGCCCUCUAUUCCGGCCCACAUUCGCACCGAGAACUACAUUCCACCUGUCCUCGAAGCAUCAUCGGCCGCUAUCACAGACGAUCAUCUUGAUCCAGAUUCAGUCGAGAUUGUCACGCAUAGCCUACAUCAGCCGGCGGGUGGUGCAUCGGGAGAGCAAUCCAUGUCGUCCUCGGGCAUCGACCAUCCCCCCAGCCAGCCUAAUACAGAUGACCUACCUCCAAGUUAUGGGGCACUAGAAACGACGGACGUACGUCGGUUGAGCUUCAUUUCCUUUGCCGACGUUGUCAACGCCGAGCAGACGGAAACAAAUGAAGCUCAUUCUGGCGCGAUGUCUCGGGAGCGCCGAGGAGAUCUCAAUCAAUCUCCCUCUCCAUUGCGUUCCUCUUCUUCACAUGGAUUUGGCACUCCGCCGCCAACAAGUAUCGCGACCUCUUUCAAAGGGCCUGAAAUGUCUCCCACUCGAUUCCCUAUUGCUAGUUCUACCCAGAGUCCGAUUUCUUCGAGUUUUGGAGGAGAUCUCAAUGUAGAGACCAUGCGACAGGCUUUGAGAAAAACCGCCAGUGGAGAUCUAGGUAUCACAAGCCAGGCCGCGAGUACCGUAGGAGAUGACCCGCUUGAUCGCAAUUUCUAG
This is a messenger RNA of Penicillium paradoxum, 912 nucleotides long. RefSeq lists its product as uncharacterized. The transcript has a single exon. Lineage: Eukaryota; Fungi; Ascomycota; Eurotiomycetes; Eurotiales; Aspergillaceae. The record is from RefSeq and is a predicted model, not a curated record. The coding region runs from base 1 to 912 and encodes 303 amino acids.